Messenger RNA from Apiotrichum porosum, 2685 nucleotides. RefSeq lists its product as uncharacterized. Gene Ontology annotation, cellular component: protein phosphatase type 1 complex. Lineage: Eukaryota; Fungi; Basidiomycota; Tremellomycetes; Trichosporonales; Trichosporonaceae. The record is from RefSeq and is a predicted model, not a curated record. Bases 1 to 2685 code for a protein of 894 amino acids. The transcript is spliced from 2 exons. Gene Ontology annotation, biological process: regulation of glycogen biosynthetic process. Gene Ontology annotation, molecular function: glycogen binding; protein phosphatase 1 binding.
AUGCCGUACGCCGAACCAACAUCACCCAGUCCUAGCGACACUCUCAAGUCGCCACGGCCCUUGGUCAUGGGCCCCGCGGGCGCCACUCACGACGGCAGCCCGUUCAUUACCUCGUCGACAGGUCCCAUGCCUGGCAUUCCCCGACGCUCUGCGUCAACCAGCAGCAGCCCUCGCAAGAACCCCAUUACAUUCACUCCCCGGCAUGUGGGACCAGUCGUGACUGGUGCCCUUGCAGCGAUGCGUGCAGUGGAAAGCUUGCGGCGCCCAUCCCCGCAGCCGUCGCAACCCGUCGGAGCCCUGGGCCUCAAGCUGCCUCACCACCACCACCACCACCAGUCGCCUCGUUCGGCUGGUGCCAACAGCUCCUCGGACUCGAGUGCCAUCCUCACCACACCCGAGGACAACCACAUCCCACUCCCAUUGACGACGGCGGCAUCACACUCUGGCCACUCGCCCCCCAAGAUCUCCCUCUUGCAGCGGCAACGCCAGACGCGCCAGCGGGCGCUGUCCAACUCGUCCAACAUUUCGGCUUCGUCCAACGACACGGCUCCCGCCUCCCCGCGACCCCACCACCAGAUGGUGCGCAAAAAGUCUGGGGAGGUCGUCAAGUCGUCCCUCAAGCAGCGUUCCAUGUCGACGCCCGACUUGGGGCGCGGGGAGGCCUCGUCGGAUUCAAGCCCCGCCCACACACGGUCGUCACACAACUUGCGCGAGCGCACCAAGAGUGUGCGUUUUGACGACUUGGGCCUCGAGUCGGUCGUCGUCUUCCUCCGCGGCCAAAAGGUCACCGCCGUCUCCAAGGCGGCCGAGAACGGCGACGGACUGGCCGACGGCGAAGAUCAGAGCGAUACGGAUCUGUCCGACUAUGUCCACUUCCGCACCCGCCGCAGCGGUGCAGCUUCGCGUUCCGGUGGCGACGACAAGAACCCACAGAUUCAGAUCGAAACCCACACCACCGUCCCUCGUGUCCGCCUCGACUUUGGGCCUGGCACCGAGGGCCUGCUCAAGAACGAGUAUGUCGUCCUGGAGCGUCUCGAGAUGCAAAACGGCACCCCACUCAUGAUGCGCGGCACCGUGCUUGCCCGCAACAUGGCCUUUGACAAAUGGGUUGCCGUGCGGUUUACGCUCGAUGGCUGGCAGACUGUGUCAGAAGUGUCGGCGCAGCAUGUGUGCCACAUUCCGGCAGGCACCACCGGUGACGAGGGAUGGGAUCGAUUCAGCUUUUCGGUCCGCCUCGAGGACUACAAGCGCAAGAUUGAGGAGCGUUCCCUGCACCUCUGUGUGCGGUUUUCCGUCGACGGCCACGAGUGGUGGGACUCGAACGAGGGCAAAAACUACAGCGUCAGCUUCAAGCGCGCCAUCGUCGUUCGCCCACCAGUGGCAGCGCCGGUACCCGCUCACGGCCCGUCGCUGUUUCAGUCGCCGCGCUGCGACUCGCCCCUCCCAGAGCACCCCCACCCACACUUGCGCCUCCUCCCUCGCACAUCGCCGAGCCACGCCAAGAGUCCGCGCAACUGGAUCUUCCCACGCACCGCCGCCGACAAGGUGGUCGAGCGCUCAGACUCUCCGCAGCUCAGCCCUCCGCCACCCGUGUCGUUCAAGCCCCCAGCACCACCGGACGUACACACGCAUCUCCGCCUGAAGAAGUAUUGCGCGCCGUCGCCGCCGCAGUCGCCGCCGAAGCGCAUGCACCUUCCCCAGCUGCCUCCGCUUGUUCUAUCCUUGGCUCCAGUCCGCGCUACCGCUACACCCGGCGGUUCCGGUUCCGGUUCCGGUUCCGGCGCCGUGCCGGUCGCGGCGCCGGCCAUGGACCUCAUCCACGGCCACCCCGCGACAACAUGGUCGCCGCACGAGCGCAGCCACUCGUGGGCUGGCAAGUCGGGCGAGGCGUGGCAGCAGCAAAACGACAAGCAGUCGGCCAGUGACAAUGACGAGUCUGUCGGCGGCGACUCGACGCCGCGUGCCGCGCGUGCCCGUUCCCCCGAGACGCGUGCGCCCGAAAAGGCCGACAUGGCGUCGAUGGUGGACAGCCCGGUCUCGAUCACCAACACGUCGAGCUCGAGUGGCAGUGAGGACGAGACCGACAGGCCUGUGACGCUUAACCGCAGCACGGGCGACCUUCGUGCGCUCAUCAACCAAGACGCCAGCAACGGACUCAUGACACCGCCAAGCAGCAACCUCUCGUCCCCUCCCACCCCGAGCGCCGUCCUCCCCGGUCCCAUGUCUCCCUCCAUGUCCAUGUCCACCGGCGACUCGUCCCCCGUCAACACCUUGAUCUCGGGCUCGCCUGCCGAGAACGACAGCCUCGACGAGGCCCGAGGCCGCACCCUCAACGCAGCCACGUACCAGGAGUUUUUGGACAAGUUUUGCUUCUUCAAGUCUCCCCCCUCGGUAACCACUCCGCUCGAGGGGGUGAGUGCCUACACCCGCCCCAACUACAUCUCCAACUCGGGCUACUCGUCGCCUUACUACGGCUACUUUGGUGCCCACGCCACCGCUACGCCGACGCAGCUCGCGCACGAUGGCGCAGACGGCGGCUACCCCCUGGGCCAGUCGGCCAGCUCGACGGGCUCGGGAGCCACCCCGCGCGCGUCCCCGCCCACCCGCUCCCCGGCGUCCAACGCCUUCCCGCUGCCGUGCGACGCCAACACUGGCACAAGCGGCGUGCCCCUCACCACCGCGUGA